UGGAUUAGCAAAGCGUUAUCUUGUGCCUGGGUGGAGAGUUGGUUGGGUUUUUAUUUAUGAUCAAAAUGGAAUCUUGGAUGAAAUUCGUGAUGCUUUAUUUUCACUCUCAAAUCUUAUAUUAGGCGCAAACAGUUUAAUCCAAUAUUCUAUCCCUGAUAUUAUUUUUAAUACACCCAAUGAAUUUUAUGAGGAUACAAAUAAUAAAUUAGAACAUAAUGCUUCAAUUUCUGCUGAUAUUUUAUCAAAAAUUCGAGGAUUACAUGUAAUCGUACCACAAGGUGCAAUGUAUAUGAUGGUUGGAAUUAAUGUCGAAGAGUUUAAAGAUAUCAAGGAUGAUUUGGAAUUUACUGAGAAAUUACUUGAAGAAGAAUCUGUUAUGUGUUUACCUGGCAGGUGUUUCCAUUAUCCUAAUUACAUACGAAUAGUUAUUGCACCACCUCCGGAAAAAUUAAAGGAGGCAUAUGGCAGAAUUAGUGAAUUUUGUAUUAGGCAUCAUAUUUAA
This is a messenger RNA of Racocetra persica, 502 nucleotides long. The record is from the annotation of a GenBank genome assembly. NCBI's taxonomy places the organism in Eukaryota, Fungi, Glomeromycota, Glomeromycetes, Diversisporales, Gigasporaceae.